This is a messenger RNA of Chara braunii, 3822 nucleotides long. The record is from the annotation of a GenBank genome assembly. Lineage: Eukaryota; Viridiplantae; Streptophyta; Charophyceae; Charales; Characeae.
CGCACGGUCUGCCUCUCCUGCGCUUUCGGCUUUGCACAUCACUACAGAUCUACACGUGCCGCGGUCGAGCAUCCGUACAGUUCAUCGGGCAAUCAAUCCUGCACCGGGAAGAGGAAGAGGAGGAGGAGGAGGAGGAGGAGGAGGAGGAGGAGUUCGAGUUCGUCGCCGAACGUCAAUCAAGUUGGAAAUUUCGUAUCUGUCUGGGCCACUGACCUCGGAAUCGUUGACGGCAGUGCUUUUAGUCCUGUUCAUGGGUGGGUACAGAUUUGCCGCAGUGCAUUCCAUCGCAUUCAACACGUCUUCGUUCUACGGGGGACCCAAUUGGAUAACGUACAAACAGUACUAGAGGGGAGAAGAAAGGAAAAAUAGAGGAAGACUAUCAUAGGAUGAUGCUACGUCUGUGGCAGCAUUACAUGAGGCCUGAACAAUCCAUUUGAGCUUGUUGGAGGAGGGCUCUGCUGCUGAUAGCUCCAACGUUUCUUGAACGUCCUGACAGCACCGCACGUCUAACUGUUGCAGAAAUUCGAAACGGAACGGCGGAGCAAUCUGUCAGCCGAUCCUCCCCGGGAGGGAAUUGCUUCAUUGCCAGCUCGAUCGGUUGAUUGAUCGAUCAAUUCGUUGAUUCCCCUGUUGUCGAUCUGUGUUUGUGUGUGUGUGUGUGAGAUAGAUAGAUAGAUAGAUAGAUAGAUAGAGAGAGAGAGAGAGAGAGAGAGAGAGAGAGAGAGAGAGAGAGAGAGAGAGAGAGAGAGAGAGGUUCGCGCGGAAGGUUGCGAUUUGAACGGGGAGAGAGGGGUGGUGUGUGGUUUGGUGAUGGAGGCUACAGAGUGCGGCGGCCGCAGUCCUUCGCUUGUGAACUGCGGCGACGGCAGGGUGUGCGAGGUCGGGCAGAUUGUGAAUGGGCUGGAUAACUUUUUGUUCGACUGCGACGGCGUGCUUUGGCAUGGGGAGAAGGUGCUGGACGGAAUCAUAGAGACGUUGUCCUUCUUAAGAUCGCAAGGGAAAAGGUUAUUUUUCGUUACAAACAACGCCACCAAGAGUCGUAAGGAUUAUUUGAAGAAGUUCCAGAGGCUCGGGAUCUACGCACUGCCGGAGGAGAUCUACACCGCCGGAUACGCCGCAGCUGCUUAUUUGAAAUCCUUGGGGUUCAAGAAAACCGCAUUUGUAAUAGGAGCCUCAGGACUGGAGGAAGAGCUAACUUUGGCGGGAAUCAAGUGGAUCGGCGGGACUGAGUACCCGAUCGCUGGUCCCGCGUUGGAGGACGUCGCGUCGUCUAUUAAUUGUGACCCGGAGGUCGGAGCGGUGAUCGUGUCCCUUGAUUGGCGAUGCACGUACGAAAAGAUUGCGCAGGCGGCCUCCUUUUUGCGUCGGGACAAGAACUGCGUCUUCGUUGGGACGAAUCCGGAUCCGAAGCUGAAUACUGCAAGCGGGGUGGUGCUCCCGGGGGCGGGAAGCCUCCUUGCGGCGGUGGAAACCACCACGGGGAGGAAGGCCUCGGUGGUCGGCAAACCGGAGCCGCUGAUGCUCGAUCUGAUGGUGGCUGAGCAUCGGCUCGAUCGACGGCGCACGGGAAUGGUUGGCGAUGCCCUCACCACGGACAUCCCCUUUGGGAAGAGAGGUGGUCUAACUUCUAUCCUGGUGAUGAGCGGGGUGACUACCAGGGCCGACUUCGAAGCGCAUAGAGCAAGUAAGGAAAGCGGUGUUCACCCUGACUUUGUACUGGAGAGCGCGGCAGAUAUCUUGCGGGCGCGCACACUGGCGUCGAGAGCGGCUGUUGUCGAAACCGAUCACAGGCAUCAUACUAACUAGAGUGUGGAGGACCGACUGUGCCAACAACUGAAUGGAUCUUCAGUCUUCUUGAAUAAAGUCGCAGAGAUGCGUUUUUCCAGAAAGUUUCUGCUGGGAAAUUGCGCGAGGAGCAAGCGCACAGAAAGGGCGCGUUCUGCAGCCCAAUUUUGCUGUGUGGCGCUAGUUUCGAGAGUUCUGUUGCUGAUUACAAGACCGAAUUCGGUAGUGAAUACGGUCGCGUGCAUACGUUCUGGAAAGCUUCUGGUGUGAAUUUGCGCGAAGAGGUCAACCACAGAAAGAAAGCCCACGUUCUGCAGCCCGAUUCUGGUUUGUCGCGCAGCGCGCACGCUAGCUUCGAGAGAUCUGGUGUUUCGUCUAGAAGACUGGACUCAGAGUCGAAUACAGUCACGUACAUACGUUUUGGAGAGUCGGUGGUUCCGGUGUGAGUUUGCGCGGAGAGCAAGCUCACAUGAAUGAAGCACACGUUCAGCAGCAGCCCAAUUUUGGCGUGUCGCGCAUCGCACGCGAGUUUCGAGAGACCUGUUGUUGUUGAUUAGAACACUGAAUUCAGUCGUGAAUACAGUCACGGACGUUUGUUCUUGAGAGUUUCUGCCGUGGAUUUGCGCGAACAGCAAGCACAGAAAGCGCUCGUUCUGCGGCCCGAUUUUGGUGUGUCGCGCACCGCACGCUAGUCUCGAGAGAUCUGUUGUUGUUGUUUACAAGACUGAAUUUCAGUCGUGAAUAUACACGGUCACGUACAUGCGCGUUCUGGAAAGUUUCUGGUGUGAGUUUGCGCGAAGAGCAACACAGAAAGCGAGUGUUAUGCAGCCCGAUUUGGGGCGUCGCCGCACGGCAAACCAAUCGAAAAACGAAGCGAGUGCAUCUUCCCGCAGAAAAUGGCCAGGUUCAUCGGUUUGCUAUAAAUAGUAACGUGUAUGUUGCUACCUUUCGUGGGCAGAUGCAAUCGUUUCGUUUUCGUGUCGUCCACCGUGCGGCGAGGCUCUUGGUGUGUCGCGUACGUACGUUCCGGAAAGUUUCUGGUCGGAGUUUGCGGCGAGCAAGCACAGAGAGCGAGCGCGCGUUCUGCAGCCCGACUCUGGUGUCGCACCUCGCGCGCGAGUUUCGGGAUAUCUGUUGUUGUUAGAAAGAACUUAGCCGUUAAUACAGUCACGUACGUACGUACGUUCCGGAAAGUUUCUGGUGUGAAGUUUCGUAGAGAGCAAGCACAGGGCGCGCGUUUUGCAACCCGAUUUCGGUGUCGCGCAUCGCACUUGUUGCGAGAGAUCUCUUGUUGUUGGACGACCGAAUUCAGUCGUGAAUACAGUCACGUACAUACGUUCUGGAAAGUUGCUAGUGUGAAGUUGCCGCUCUAGAGAGACAGAACGUUGGUACUUGUCAGCUGCCUACCCUCUCAGUGUUAUUCGUAUUUAUGUCCCCUUCCGUCUGGAGAUAACACAAGUGGGUGGAGUAUAUUCUCUUCCGUCUGGAGAUAAUAGAAGUGGGAAGAAAGAGGGCGGCACGAGAGCUUUGUUCUCGUAUUGCGGAGCCGGGUGUGGGGUAGGCGAGGGGGCGGGGGUCCACUAGAUGAAUGCUUCUUUUGCGCGCUGCAGGUAGGAAAAAAGAAGUGCCGUAGUUAUAUGUCCACACAACGAGGCAGAGGCAGCAGUGCUUUAUUUCUUUUUGCCAUUAUGUAAUUGCUUUGACAGGUGUGGGACCAGUUCCGUCUUCAGGUGUGGGGCCAGUAGUUCCGUCUGCAGUGUGCGGCGGGAGUUCUGUCUGCAGGUGUGGGAUCAGUUCCGUCUGCAGGCGUGGGACCAGUUCCGUUUGGGUGAGGAGUUGUUUAGCCUCGUGGUUCUGUCUCAUUGGUACUUGCUUGGUUGGCAUUUAGGCUCUGCCUCAUUGGUACUUGCAGGAGUUCAUUAAUUGCAUUACGAAAUACAAUAGCAUUUGCUUUUGUGCUAUCGUACCAUAGGCUAUGGUAGCUGAUCUCCUAUGGUAGUUAUAGCGUGACUACAGCAAUGAAGUGAGCAUAGGCUA